AUGUCAUUGACAAUACAAUACAAAACAACACAAACUCCUAUUUUUAUUUUUAUUUUUUCAUCAAAUUUUGCCUUUAAAAGUGGCACAAGCCUAUUCCUCAAAGCCCCUCUUACACCUUCUCCUACCUUGUUCCACUACUUUUGUGUUUUACUACUUGUUUCUUAUCCCUAUCUCAGAAUAAUUUAUUAAAUUUGUUGCAUUAUUAUUUGAUCCUUGUAUGAUGAAAGUGGGAUUCGAGCUGGUUCAUGCAAAUUAUAAUCAAAACAUGAUUCGUCCACACAUGCAUGAAACAUGGGAUCACUACUCAAAUGCCCCAACCCCAGCAACAGAAAACCAGUGCCUAAAUUUGGGGCAGAAUGAAGUCUCUGAGUGGAUGGAGGAACACAUUGGUGACAUCACCAAACACCUUGUUGAAGAGCUAACAGAAACAACUUGUGAUAGCUUGUUGAAGACUUCCCAUGACAACUUUGUUCCCUCACUUUUACCCAACUUCAUUCUGCCCCAAAGCAACAAUGUGUGUGAUCAAGGGUUGAGCCUCAUAACCCUUCUAAUGGAGUGUGCAGUGGCAAUUUCAGUUGAGAACCUGGGUGAGGCUAAUAGGAUGUUACUAGAGCUAACACAAGUGGCCUCACCCUACAAAGCAUCAUGUGGUGAAAGAGUUGUUGCUUAUUUUGCCAAGGCCAUGAGUUGCAGGGUGAUGAAUUCAUGGCUUGGGGUGUGUUCACCUUUGGCUGAUCACAGAAACAUUAACUGGGCAUUCCAAGUGUUGAACAACGUUACCCCUUUCAUAAAAUUUGCACACUUCACUUCGAACCAGGCAAUCCUUGAGGCAGUGAACCAUUGUGACAGUAUUCACAUCAUUGACUUGGACAUCAUGCAAGGGCUGCAAUGGCCACCUUUUUUGCACAUAUUAGCGACCAGAAUGGAGGGUCCAGCACAGGUGAGCAUGACAUGCUUGGGAAGCUCAAUGGAAGUCCUGGUUGAAACUGGGAAACAACUCUCCAACUUUGCAAGAAGGCUUGGGAUAUCAUUCAAGUUCUACCCCAUUGCAAGCAAGUUUGGGGAAGUAAUUGAUGUGUCGAUGCUGCAUGUAAAGCCUGGCGAGGCAGUGGCAGUGCAUUGGUUGCAGCAUUCACUGUACGAUGCAACUGGACCUGAUUGGAAAACACUGAGACUCCUUGAGGAGUUGGAGCCAAGAAUCAUCACCUUGGUGGAGCAAGAUGUGAACCAUGGAGGCUCAUUCUUGGACCGUUUUGUGGGUUCCUUGCACUACUACUCCACCCUAUUUGAUUCUCUUGGAGCAUACUUGCACUUUGAUGAUGCUAACAGGCACCGAGUGGAGCAUGACCUUCUCUCUAGGGAAAUCAACAAUGUGUUGGCCAUAGGAGGCCCUAAGAGGAGUGGUGAAGACAAGUUUAGGCACUGGAGAAGAGAGCUUUCUACCCACUCUUUUCUUCAGCUUCCCAUGAGUGCCAAUUCAAUGGCUCAAGCUCACUUGAUAUUGAACAUGUUUUCACCAGCUUAUGGCUAUAGCCUUUCACAACUUGAUGGCACAUUACGGCUUGGAUGGAAGGAUACAAGUUUGUACACAGCUUCUGCAUGGACCUCUUCUGCAUCUAACUAGCUUCCUAUACCUUCUUCAAGCCCUCUUAUCUCUUCAUACUUUUAAACUACUACCUUCACUACCUGUAAAUCUACUUUCUUUGCUUUUUCUUCCAUUUUCUUCUCUCAUUGCCUUGCCAAUUUAACCACAUCACAAAACAUUACAAGUUAAUCUACUUUCUUUUCUCUUUCUGUGGUC
Molecule: messenger RNA, 1801 nt
Organism: Vigna unguiculata (cowpea)
Lineage: Eukaryota; Viridiplantae; Streptophyta; Magnoliopsida; Fabales; Fabaceae
Product: scarecrow-like protein 23 pseudogene
Source: RefSeq, a predicted model, not a curated record